UAAGGGCACGUGACGGAUGGGUAUAAGAAUGAACACAGAUGGAGUCGGACGCGGCAACCUGACUCACGAUUAACACCCAUCGCAUCUCGUAUCUACCAUGUCCCAGCUACCCCUGCCAGAGGGUUGGAUUCAGGAGUACGAUCCCCAGCAGAAGCACCCAUUUUGGGUAGAUACCAAAGCAAAGCCACCCCGAGCUAUAUGGGUGCACCCCUACGAAGACGAACAGUUCCUAUCUGAGAACCCGGAUAUCAAGGCCAAAGUAGAGAAGCUGCAAGGAGCAACGUUGGCGGAACCCCCUCCGUAUGAACAGCGGAGGCAUUCAUUCAGCGGUGGAGAGCCCGAUGUUGUUCCAUUUCGCAGUGACGCCAAGUCUUCCAAGGAGAAAAAGUCUUCCAAUAACGCAAAGGCUUCUGGUAGCGCAUCCACGCCAUCAAUCGACGAGCACCAUGAUGAUGAACGAAAGCGCGGGAUGUUCGGCAAGUUGAAAGACAAGGCGAUUGGAACGAAGGAAGAGCGGGAGGCGCACAAGAAACUGAAGGCUGAAGAACGUGCACGAGAGGAAGAGCAGCGGGAGGCACACAGGAAACUGAGGGCUGAACAACGUGCGCGAGAGGAAGAGCAGCUUCGGGAGGCGCGGAGACGAAACUUGGAGGAACGUGCUGCGUACAUGCAACAGCAUGGUGGAAAUGUGCCGUACGGUGGUUACGGUGGUUACUCUGGGGCAGGCUACUCGGGCUAUAGCCAAUAUGGCCCACCUGCGGGAGACCCGUAUGCAUACAAUAAUCGACGUCGGACGGGAGGCGGAGGACUGGGAGGUGGGAUGGCGUUACCGUUGUUAGGAGGAUUAGCAGGUGGCCUCCUCCUCGGAGACAUGUUAAGUGGUGGAUUUGACGGAGGCUUUGGUGGUGGUGGUGGGUUUGACGGAGGUUUUGGCGGUGGUGGUUUCUUCUGAAUUGCUUAUAAUACCUUGUACAGUCCCUGCGUUAUCUUUAUACCCAAAGAAUGUUUCAGCUAGUAGUAGUCAUGUAUAAUUAAUUGGAGUCCAACUUUUA
This is a messenger RNA of Suillus paluster, 1052 nucleotides long. RefSeq lists its product as uncharacterized. The transcript has 2 exons. Bases 98 to 952 code for a protein of 284 amino acids. Lineage: Eukaryota; Fungi; Basidiomycota; Agaricomycetes; Boletales; Suillaceae. The record is from RefSeq and is a predicted model, not a curated record.